Messenger RNA from Gadus morhua (Atlantic cod), 1879 nucleotides. Its product is annotated as E3 ubiquitin-protein ligase znrf2. Gene Ontology annotation, molecular function: ubiquitin protein ligase activity. Gene Ontology annotation, biological process: protein K48-linked ubiquitination; proteasome-mediated ubiquitin-dependent protein catabolic process. Lineage: Eukaryota; Metazoa; Chordata; Actinopteri; Gadiformes; Gadidae. The record is from RefSeq and is a predicted model, not a curated record. Gene Ontology annotation, cellular component: intracellular membrane-bounded organelle; cytoplasm; membrane. The coding region runs from base 426 to 1019 and encodes 197 amino acids. The transcript is spliced from 4 exons.
CUCUCGAGGGGAGGGCGAUCCCUGCUUUGCUUUUCUUUCCAAGCAACCGAACUACAAAAACAAUUCCGAACUAGACGGCCGUUAAGUCAUUUGCGAUCUUUCCUUUGAAUCCCUUUGAAGAUGGUGAACAUAUUCCACCGUAGGCGUCGUUCUUGCGUCUUUAUUCGCCGAUUGUAGAGGACGACCCGGUCAAAAAACUACUGUUUUGGAUGAUCUCUGCUCAACGAGUACGCACUUUGCGCAUAUAGCGCACGCCAUGCAACUUUAAGUGGUCUGAGCGAGCAUGGAGCCAACUGUUGCUUAUUCUUCAUCGCUGAUUUUGAUGCGAACUCUUCUGGACGAACUGUAACAAUGUCUUGUAGAUAAAAAAAACUAAGACAAACCAAACCCUGUACAUUUUUAGAACUUGGGCUACUUCAUACACCAUGGGUGCCAAACAGAGCAAUCCUGUAUUUGAUGGAAGAACCAGGGCAUAUUCAAGUUCGGACCUGCCAUCUGGUAAUCCGAACGCCAGCGAGGGAAUCGCAGGAUUUCGAUACACGAACGGCCCCGACGGGCCCAGGAUUCGGUACACUGUUGAUGGUGGAAGUGGUGGUUCGAGUGGUGUUGGACUAGAUAUACCGGGCAAUGGCAGGUCGGGAUCACACGCACUCAAUCAAAGCCUCGACGGCACGGAAGGCGAGAGCGACCUGCCCGCUGGGGGGCAUCGGCUGCUCAUAGGGUCCCUGCCGGCUCACCUGUCUCCUCGCAUGCUAGGAGGCUUCCACUGUCCCGUGUGCUCCAAGUAUGUGGCGUCUGAGGAGAUGGAGAAACACCUGCUCAGCUGUUUCAGCAAAACCCGCCUGGCCUACAACAAGGACAUUCUGUCCAAGGACUCGGGGGAAUGUACCAUUUGUUUAGAGGAACUGGAUCAGGGGGACACUAUUGCAAGGCUGCCUUGUCUCUGCAUCUACCACAAAGGUUGUAUAGAUGAAUGGUUCGAGGUGAACCGCUCGUGUCCAGAGCACCCGUUUGAAUAGCGGCCGCCGCAGUUUGGAGGCCGCUUGCGUGUCUCCUGGAAACCCCUAUCGUCACCUUUUACCUUGGUUUCCAUGCCAACCCAAUGCUGAACACCCUUCAGGGACAGAGCCAUAAGGAGCCUACAAGAUCUUUCAUGAACAAGCACCUCACGGGACAGCAAUGGACCGGGCAGUGAUGGUGCCGGUUGAUCGAUCGGAGGACCCCCAUUUUGAUUUGAUUCUAGUGAUAGAGACUAUGUGGUCCACACUACCGAUUCUUUUGGUUGGAUCCGUUGGCCUGUGAAGAUAAUCAUUCAUGUUCUCAGUGUCCUCUCUGCCUACUCCCUAAUGACCUCAAACAACCUGUAAUCCAAUUGGAUUCGCUGGUGGGACGUCCGACUGGAGGUUGAAAUGCACAACUGAAUGUUAGUUUCUAAUGUAACUGAAAUGUUUCUGCCCGUAUCUUGAUUAUUUUGUUGUUUUUUUCAGAAUACUUGAUGAAAAGAUUGAUGGUGGGAAAGAGAUUUAGCUUUAAGGGAACAAUUUCUGAGUUUUUCAAGUCUCCCUCUUCGUAAAGCCAAAAUAAUACCAGGGUUGUAGUCCCAAGUAUUCAGAAUUGGGACAAGAAAAGCUUUGACUUAUAAGAACCACAGUAAUAUGAAUCGAAGCUCAGUAGUGAGAUUGCCUUUAAGCCUGUGAGCUAUAACUGAUGAUUGCUGAUUCAUGCUAAGGAGUGCCGUAAAAUGCUGCUAUGUCAUCGGUAGGCCGAUCUACCGGAAACCUUUUACCUGAGGCCUAUGUCUAGUUCAUUGUAGCCUAUGUUUAUAUUUUAUUAAUUUGCACAAAAAAAAUUAAACAUUACAAGUCUCUGUGUGAAAGUG